Molecule: messenger RNA, 564 nt
Organism: Morus notabilis
Lineage: Eukaryota; Viridiplantae; Streptophyta; Magnoliopsida; Rosales; Moraceae
Product: putative ripening-related protein 1
Exons: 1
Coding region: 1-564 (187 amino acids)
Source: RefSeq, a predicted model, not a curated record
AUGAGAGGCUAUUUUUCUUCAUUUGUCUGUUUUGUCAUCUUACUUCUUCUUGCAGACACUUUGUCGAGCCUCGAAGCCAAAAUCUGCAAGCCGAGUGGCAAAAUAAGAGGGAGAAAUCCUCCUCCAGGUGAAUGCAAUCCAGAGUACUCGGAUUGCUGCAAAGAAGGGGAGCUCUACACCACUUACAAGUGCUCACCAAGGGUGUCUGGCCGUACAAAUGCAGUCCUUACGCUCAACAGCUUUGAGAAGGGCGGUGAUGGAGGCGCGCCCUCUGAGUGCGACGAGCAUUACCACUCAGACGACACGCCGGUCGUGGCUCUAUCGACGGGAUGGUUCAACCAUAUGCAUAGGUGCUUCCAGAAUAUUACCAUAUAUGGUAAUGGUAGGAGUGUUAAUGCCAUGGUUGUGGAUGAAUGUGACUCUACUGCAGGGUGUGAUUCUGAUCAUGGUUAUCAGCCCCCAUGUCCUAAUAACAUUGUCGAUGCAUCUAAGGCUGUUUGGAAGGCUUUGAAAGUGCCAAAGAGUGAUUGGGGUGAACUAGAUAUAUACUGGUCCGAAGCUUGA